AUGGUCGUGACACAGCCAGGACAAUACCAUCUUGCGGUUAAUAAGACAGCCUGUUUUGCAAUUGCUAUUAACAUCCUGUUGGAUAACGAAAGAUUAUUUCCUGAUCGCCGCGUACGCGUUUGCGAAAAGUGUGGGCUGAGUUUUGCAGCGAAUAAGAAUAUUGGCAACAUCGAAUUGUUGCCAGGCGCAAGCGAGCGCAAAUCUUUGCGACAUCAAACGCGAACACAAAAGGCACAGCAGAGCCCAAGCAGCGCUCCGCAAAAAGUGCCAACGAGGACCUCUAAAAGGUUUGCCGCAGAGGCGACUGGACAACCAUUAGCAAAGAAACCAAAGGAUGGGCCGACUUCGGAUAACCUAGCCGACUUUCUGUUCAACUCCGAUGCUCUUAACCGGUUUCAGGAACUUCUUACUGCCUGGAAAGCCCGUGAUAAUAUACGGAGCUUUGCUGUUGGUGGAUUAGCUCCACAUGAGAAGGUGGCCGCAUAUUACGAAUUCGCUAGCCACUUUGACUCCAAAUCAGUUCUGACAGCGCUACUCGCUUGUGUUGCCCGGAUCCAAACCUUCAAAGAGAUAAAUAAAACAAAAGAGGGCAGGAAAAAUCUGCCUCCGGGUACGCUGGAAAAGUUUCACAAACUUUCAAAAACCAAGGUCGAAUUUUCGACUUUUCGUUCACACAUCUUCAACGCUCGGAAUUUCGAUGCGAUCCUCGGAAGUCUGGUGGUCUUUUUGCCGUUUCAAGGCAAUGGUGAGAUCUCUAUGCGGCAAUUUGAAAGAGGGUGUACGCCAAACUUCCGGAGUUGCCUGAGGUCCCGCCCCCAUUUCGAAUUAUUUCAGCAAUUGGGGCAAACUUUUGUGGAUUCGAUUUUGGAAGACAGCGGAUACCAAAUGACGAUAUUUGAAUGUGUCCCUACCAAGCCAGAGCUGUCAAAGCUGCCUCUGGAGUGCCAAGUUAAAUUGCUCAAGGUCGGGUAUAUACAGGAAAAUUUGAGCGAAACCCCCAAUUGGCAGAAGCCCGAUGAUUGGCUCUGGGACUGGCCCCUACCCCCGGAUUGGCUGCCACCAGGUUGUAAAUGCAUGCUCUGCAAACAUUCAAACUGCACAUGCAUCCAAAGAUACACUACCUGCGAAGGGCUUUAUGUUAGCCACUAUGGCAAAAAGGGUUUUGGCAUCCGGGUUACCAAAUUUUACGGGCGACGUCAUGUGUUUGGGGAACUUGUCGGGAAUCUCGUUAAACCGGGUUCCUUUUCUGAUGGCAUGGGUUUGGUAUUUGCCAGGGAUGAUCUGGAUGAACAGCCUGUGACUGCACAGCUAUAUACCGGAGAUAAAGGGAACAUUUUUCGGUUUAUUAACCACCGAUGCCGUUCUCCCGCGGUCAAGAUUGAGGGUAUGAAAAUAUCUGGGAAGUACCGGAUGAUGGUUGUUUCAGUGAGGGAUGUAACUGCGGGAGAGGAGCUCACUGCAAAUUGGGGGCGCGGUUUUAUAGAGGGUAUCUCCCACGCGAAUCUCUCCACAUAUAAUCGCGUGAGCGACCUGGGAUAUUUGGGCGUUUGGAGUUGUGUUGCUAUACCAGUUUGGCAGAAGUGGCACCCGACAAAUUUAAAGCGCCACCCGCCUGAAGACCUAAAUCCAAUACGAACGGGCGCCAGGAACGGCUGA
Molecule: messenger RNA, 1656 nt
Organism: Pyricularia oryzae 70-15
Lineage: Eukaryota; Fungi; Ascomycota; Sordariomycetes; Magnaporthales; Pyriculariaceae
Exons: 2
Coding region: 1-1656 (551 amino acids)
Molecular function (GO): protein binding
Source: RefSeq, a predicted model, not a curated record